Molecule: messenger RNA, 804 nt
Organism: Naegleria lovaniensis
Lineage: Eukaryota; Heterolobosea; Eutetramitea; Acrasida; Naegleriidae
Exons: 1
Coding region: 1-804 (267 amino acids)
Source: RefSeq, a predicted model, not a curated record
AUGACCGACUUUCUGAACGAUGCUUAUGGUAAUCGAUGCUUUGACAUAUACAGAGAGGUUCGGAAAGUGCAUAAAAAGUUUUUGAAUGAAGGAAAGGAGCUUCCUACAAAUCAUCCAUUGUUGUUGAAAUUUCAUACAUGUUUAUAUCGACCUUUUUUGAAUAUUACCAUGCAUGAGAAAUUGAGAACAGAUUUAAAUAGUUGUUUGGUUGAAUCGGAAGAAGAUUACUCCAAGUGUGAAAACUAUGUGAAUGAGUUACGAAAAAUUGGAUCACUCGAGGCACAGGAAAAUGUAUUUUUUGACGUACAUAGCACUGUUAAAGUUCAAGGUGCUUCUAAUCAAUGCAAAGAAAAUUUAAAUAAGGCCAGAGAAUUAAUGUGUGAUGCUUUUCCUGAAAAACAUGAAUGUGUGGAAUUGAAAGAAAAAACAUUUGCAUGUAUUUCAAGGGUAGCUUGCUCCGAAUUACAUACCUUGUCGAGCGAGUGUUUCAAAAAAAACGAACAAAUGGAAUCUGAUUCAUUGUGGAAGUACCUGUUCAAAGGACAAGAUGUUCAAACUAAAAAAUCUUACGAACAGUAUUGCAGUAGUAUUCAGUCAGAUCUCAUCCGUUGUUUCGACAAAUAUUUUCUGUUGGGAAUUGUGAUGAAAUCAUCCACAUAUACACCAGAAGGCCUCGACGAACAAGGAUAUUUCUAUGGAGCUGUUACUCCAGAUGACUUGAAGAAGAGACAAAAGGCUCUAGAAAAAAGAAUUCGAUAUGAAAAAGAGCAAGACCGAAGAUACAGGGAGCAGCAGAAAAAUUAG